GUUGCCAACUGCUGACCUGCUCGGACCUGACCUGCCGCGGUCCUCAUCCAAUUACCACUCCUCCCUCCCCUCCCCCUCCCCCGACUUCCUCGCCCACCGCUUCCCUCCCUCCCUCAUCCAUCAUGGUUCACAAAGUCCUCUUCUGGAGCGGCUUCGGCAUCGCCGUCCGCCUCUGGCAACUGGGCAUCGAAAUGCGCCCCAUCCUCGCCAAGGAAUCCCUCUGGGUGUACCCCCUCUUCGCCGGCGUCGGCGGCAGCUUCGGCUACUGGCUGCAGGGCGUCGAGACCCGUCAACUCGGCAUACUCGCACAGCGCCGCGAAGCGAUCCUGGAGAAGCGUCGGCGGAGAGACGAGCGCGAGGGAGCGCUGGAGACGGGCGCUGCGUUGGCCGCGACGUCGUGAGAUGAAUACACCGUGGGGGAUCGAAAACAUGUACAUUUGAUUGAGCUGAAAUGGAUUGCGGUUGUUGCUUUGGGCAGGGUUGAGUUGAGCUGUUGGGGUUUGCGUUGAGUGCGGCCCUGGGACCGAUACCGACCGAUGGUUGUUUGUUAUUUUACGUUCAA
Molecule: messenger RNA, 562 nt
Organism: Aspergillus heteromorphus CBS 117.55
Lineage: Eukaryota; Fungi; Ascomycota; Eurotiomycetes; Eurotiales; Aspergillaceae
Product: putative NADH-ubiquinone oxidoreductase 14 kDa subunit
Exons: 2
Coding region: 123-401 (92 amino acids)
Source: RefSeq, a predicted model, not a curated record